AUGAAACAGAUGCCUGACAAUAUGGACUAUGAGGGAACAGCAAAGAUUCUCUCUCAAGAUCCAUCACCUCUGAACAGUGUCCUGUUGCAAGAGAUGCAGCGUUACAAUUUACUUCUGGAUCAGAUCCGAGAUUCUCUGCUUUCAUUAGAGCGAGGGAUUCAAGGCCUGACUGUCAUGACACUAGACCUGGAGAUUAUCUUUACAUGCAUUCUUGAUGGGCGGGUCCCACCGCUCUGGGGAAAGACAUACCCAUCAGCCAAACCUCUAGCAGCAUGGGCCAAGGAUCUGGUGAACAGAGUGGAUUUGUUUGACAAAUGGGCAGCAAGUGCUCGGCCACCGUGGGUCUUCUGGUUGUCUGCCUUCACAUUUCCAUCAGGAUUUCUUACAGCAGUUCUGCAAAUGGCGGCUCGCCAGCACCAGGUGUCAGUGGACUCCCUCACUUGGGAAUUUAUAGUGCAGGCUGUGGAUGAUAGUAAUCUGACAGGGCCUGCAAAGGAUGGUGUUUAUGUGAAGGGCUUUUUCCUGGAAGGUGCCGGAUGGGACAAGAAAAGUGCAGUACUAAUCGAGGCCAGUUCAGUUCAACUUGUGGUAGCUAUGCCAACAAUCCAGUUUAAACCUGUAGAGAGUAGGAAAAAAGGAACUCGAAGGAAGAAAGAGA
This is a messenger RNA of Candidula unifasciata, 658 nucleotides long. NCBI's taxonomy places the organism in Eukaryota, Metazoa, Mollusca, Gastropoda, Stylommatophora, Geomitridae. The record is from the annotation of a GenBank genome assembly.